Molecule: messenger RNA, 1456 nt
Organism: Ochotona princeps (American pika)
Lineage: Eukaryota; Metazoa; Chordata; Mammalia; Lagomorpha; Ochotonidae
Gene: UBXN6
Product: UBX domain protein 6
Exons: 11
Coding region: 72-1400 (442 amino acids)
Cellular component (GO): cytoplasm
Molecular function (GO): protein binding
Source: RefSeq, a predicted model, not a curated record
CCUGCGCCCCCUCCCCCGCCCGCCGCGGCCCCCCCCGCCGCCGGCCCCCCCCCCAAAAAAAGACAACCAACAUGAAGAAAUUCUUCCAGGAGAUCAAAGCUGACAUCAAGUUCAAGAGCGCGGGGCCCGGCCAGAAGCUCACAGACCCCGUGGGGGAGAAGGCCCCCCGAGAGAAGCGUGACCAGCUGGCUGUGAGGCAGCCGCGCCAGGGACCCACCGAUGAGGUGCAGAUGGCGGCCGCCGCUGCCCUGGCCCGGCUGGAGCAGAAGCAGCCCAAGGCCCGGGGCCCCACGUCGCAGGACGCCAUCCGGAACCUGGUGAGGAAGGAGCUGCAAGCCGAGGUCACCCUCCCUGGGAGCCCUGAGACCCCAGGGAGUAACACGAUGCCCGAGGUCCAGGAAGAAGGCUCGGGGCCCCUGGCCGUCCCCGGCGUGUUCUUCACCUGCCCACUCACGGGGGCCACCCUGAGCAGGGAGCAGCGGGAGGCUGGCAUCAGGGAAGCCAUUGUCUCGCACUUCUCCACAGACCCAGUCGCCGCGUCCAUCAUGAAGAUACACACGUUCAACAAAGACCGGGAGCGGGUGAAGCUGGGCGUGGACACCAUCGCCAAGUACUUGGACAACAUCCAUUUACACCCAGAAGAGGAGAAGUACCGCAAGAUCAAGCUGCACAACAAGGUGUUCCAGGAGCGCAUCAACUGCCUGGAAGGGACCCACGAAUUUUUUGAAGCCAUCGGGUUCCAGAAGAAACUGCUCCCAGUCCCCGACCAAGAGGCCCAGGAAGAGUUCUACGUGCUGAGUGAGGCGGCGCUGGCGCAGCCCCAGAGCCUCGAGAGGCACAAGGCGCAGCUGCUGGCAGCCGAGCCCGUGCGGGCCACACUGCACCGGCAGCGCCGUGUCUUCCGGCCCUCACCCCUGGCCUCCCAGUUCGACCUGCCCGCGGACUUCUUCAACCUCACGGCCGAAGAAAUCAAACGCGAGCAGAAGCUCCGGUCGGAUGCGGUGGAGCGGCUGAGCAUGCUGCGGACCAAAGCCAUGCGGGAGAAGGAGGAGCAGCGGGAGCUGCGCAAAUACACGUUCACGCUGCUGCGCGUGCGCCUCCCCGACGGCUGCCUGCUGCAGGGGACCUUCUACGCACGGGAGCGGCUGGCGGCACUGUUCGCCUUUGUUCGAGAGGCCCUGGAGAACGACUGGCUGCCCUUUGAGCUGUUGGCCUCGGGAGGGCAGAAGCUGUCCGAGGAGGAGAACCUGGCCUUGAACGAGUGUGGGCUGGUGCCCUCGGCGCUCCUGACCUUCUCCUGGGACCCUGCUGUGCUGGAGGACCUCAGGGCCGCGGGGGCCGAGCCCCAGGCCUCCGUGCUCAAGGCUGAGCUCCUGGCAAGCAUGGAGCGGCUCUUGUGAGGGGCAAGCAGUCAGCCUCAGCCUCCAUCCCGCGCCCAGUCCCUCCACCUCUGCAG